This is a messenger RNA of Oppia nitens, 1118 nucleotides long. RefSeq names its product vesicle-associated membrane protein-associated protein B-like. The record is from RefSeq and is a predicted model, not a curated record. The transcript has a single exon. Lineage: Eukaryota; Metazoa; Arthropoda; Arachnida; Sarcoptiformes; Oppiidae. Gene Ontology annotation, cellular component: plasma membrane; endoplasmic reticulum membrane. Gene Ontology annotation, molecular function: FFAT motif binding. The coding region runs from base 264 to 1118 and encodes 284 amino acids. Gene Ontology annotation, biological process: endoplasmic reticulum membrane organization.
UGCAAAUGCAUUACAAGUUUAGUCAUUUACAACACAGUAUAAUAAUAUCAUAUAAUUUAUAUCAUUAUUAUUAUUAGUUAGUUAAGAGUCUAAUUGAAUAUUACUAUCAAUUAAGUUUGAAAUUUUGUUUAUUUGAAAAGCUAUCCAUAAGUUCAUACAGUAUACUACAUAACCCUAACUAACCAUUGUUUUGAAUAAUACUAAUAAUAAUAAUACAGUGAAAGACACCGACACCCCCACCCCUCCCCACACACACAUAUCAAAUGUUACCACAUAAGCACCCAUGGGAACAGGAGGUACCGCUAGUCGAGCCGAAAUCGGAACUACACUUUACCGGACCCUUCAACAGACCGGUUGUCUCCAGAGUUAGACUAACAAAUCCGUCGGGACUACCGGUUUGCUAUAAAGUAAAGACAACGGCACCGAACCGAUACUUUGUCCGAUCGAAUAGCGGACUAAUCGGACCGUACGAUACGGUUAUCGUUGUGAUUGCAUUGCAACCGUUAGUACCGCCGCCGACCACUGUCGGUCCUAUUGAUUUUGAUACCGUAAUCGAUAGUAACAAAAAUCAUAAAUUUAUGAUUCAGACGAUGUUUGUCGCCAAAGAAGUAGGUAGUGGUGGUGGAGAUGGAGGUGAAGGAGAUGUCGACUUGAAGAGUCUGUGGAUGAAAGCCAAACCCGAAGACAUAAUGAAUUUUAGGCUCAAAUGUGUGUUUAACGGGACAUAUGAUAGACACCAGAAUCAGACACUAAUGGCUGUCAAUAAUAAUAAUGACAACGAAGAAGAAGACGAAGAAGUGGUAAUGUCUUUGGAUAUAAAAACAUUGUUCGAACGAAACAAACGUUUGCGCGAAGAACUGGCCAAAGAAGUCAAUGAGAAUAUUAGGCUAAAAGAAGACCUAUUGUUGUUGAAGACAAUGAAGAAGAAGACGACGAAUCAGACGACUAAUGGUAGUGUUGUUCUCAGCAAUGGUAAGACUCCGACGUCGAUGACGACUACGACGACGACAACGACAACCAAUUUGUCGGCCAAUGAAUGUCUUCAAUGGUUUCAACAGUUUAUACUCGUAUUGUUGGUAUUGUUUAUAUUUGGCAUUUUCAUCGGCAAAAUGUUGUAA